Molecule: messenger RNA, 1818 nt
Organism: Raphanus sativus (radish)
Lineage: Eukaryota; Viridiplantae; Streptophyta; Magnoliopsida; Brassicales; Brassicaceae
Product: fucosyltransferase 6
Exons: 2
Coding region: 82-1695 (537 amino acids)
Biological process (GO): cell wall biogenesis; xyloglucan biosynthetic process
Cellular component (GO): Golgi apparatus; membrane
Molecular function (GO): galactoside 2-alpha-L-fucosyltransferase activity
Source: RefSeq, a predicted model, not a curated record
AUUACCUUUUUUUUCUGGCGUCAUAUAUAUAUAUUACCUUUUGAAGCAUCUCUGACCAUAACUGAUCAAAGUAAAGUCAACAUGUAUCAGCUGUUUCAGAUCUCCAGCGAUGUUCUCAAGACUCUGGGGCUGAAGAUGAAGUUUAUGAUAACAUUCAUCUUUACCAGCGUACUCAUUGGUUCUGUAUUCAUACUAUCAUCCUCAAACAACUUCGACUUCAACGACCAACUUCUUUACGCUACAAUCAACGGUUCAAAAAAUUCCAAAGCACCUCAGGAUAAGUUGUUAGGAGGGCUAUUAACAGCAGAUUUCGAUGAGCGUUCUUGCGUGAGUAGGUACUAUAAAUCAUCCUUGUACCGCAAGCCUUCUCCAUACAAGCCUUCUGAAUACCUAAUCUCUAAGCUAAGAAGCUAUGAGAAGCUCCACAAGCGUUGCGGUCCAGGGACAACAGCAUACAAGGAAGCAACAAAGAAUCUUGUUCAUGAUGACAAGAAUUACGCAAACAAAACCGUUGGUGAAUGCAAAUACAUUGUGUGGGUCGCGGUUUACGGUCUUGGAAACAGAAUACUAACUCUUGCAUCCGUCUUCCUCUACGCGCUCUUGACGGAUAGAGUUGUUCUCGUUGAUCAAAGCAAAGACAUUAAUGAUCUCUUCUGCGAGCCGUUUCCAGUUACAUCAUGGUUACUCCCUCGUGACUUUCCGCUGAUAAGGAAGAUCGAUGGAUACAAUAAGGGAUACUCUCGUUGUUACGGAACAAUGUUGAAUAAACAUGCCAUCAGCGCGAACUCGACCCCGCCACAUCUGUAUCUUCAUAUCCUACACGAUUCAAGGGACGAAGACAAGAUGUUCUUCUGUCCCAAGGAUCAAACAUUGAUCAACAAAGUCCCUUGGUUGAUUGUCAAAGCCAAUGUCUACUUUGUUCCAUCUCUAUGGUUUAAUCCAAGUUUCCAAACCGAACUGGUGAAGAUGUUCCCGCAGAAAGAAGGUGUGUUUCAUCUCUUGGCUAAGUAUCUUUACCACCCGACGAAUGAAGUUUGGGGUAUGAUCACAAGUUACUACAAGGCUCACUUAGCUGGAGCUGACGAGAGACUCGGGAUUCAAAUACGUGUUUUCAGCGGCGGCGAGGGAUUCUUACAAAACGUCAUGGACCAGGUCUUGUCCUGUACACAAAGGGAGAAGCUAUUACCUCAAGCAGCUGCUGCACAAGAAGUGAACGUGACUCAAAGUCAGAAAGUUAAAGCUGUUCUUGUCACAUCUCUGUAUCCAGAGUACUCUGACCGCCUCAAGAAAAUGUUUUCGAAGCAACCUAGUUCAACAGGAGAGAUAAUCAAAGUUUAUCAGCCAAGUGGAGAAAGGUAUCAACAAACAGACAAGAAGAUACACGAUCAAAAGGCGCUAACAGAGAUGUAUCUUCUGAGUUUAACUGAUAAAGUUGUCACGAGCGCAAGGUCUACUUUUGGAUACAUUGCUCAUAGUCUUGGAGGGUUAAAGCCAUGGUUACUAUAUCAGCCAAGGGAUGCCUCAGUUCCUGAUCCGCCGUGUGUUCGUUCUACUUCGAUUGAGCCUUGUCAUCUUACUUCUCCUUCUCAUGGAUGUGAUGCUGAUUGGGGAACUGACUCGGGGAAGGUUCUUCCGUUUGUAAAACAUUGUGAGGAUCGUGAUAAUGAUGGACUCAAGCUGUUUGAUGAGUUGUAGUAGCUCCUUUAGCUUAUUUCAUUUGAUUAUUUGAGUUACUGAAACAGAGGAUCAGUAUUAUCUAUCUUUUGAUUCUUGUCUAUUAAUAACCAUUUAAAUGUUUAAUAGAAGAUUUUACAGAAA